ACGUGUACUUUCAGUACAAUUACAGUGUACUUACCCAAUAUGGGUUAAGGUUUGGGUUGGGGUUAGGUUUUGGGUUAGUACCUAGUAGUUACUAUAGUUGUUGUAAUUAUAUAGUACGUAAAUGUUGAACAGUACUGUAAAAUAAAGUGCUACCAUGAUGACUGGUACUAGUGUUAGUCCCUGAUACAUGUGGUAUAAUUAUUUAGGUUUAAUAAAAUUAAGCAUAUUUUUUAUUUAUCAGUUUUAACUGUCAUUCUAACUAGAUUCUAAAUAGUUUCAAUGCAUUGUCAAAAAAAAUUAGGUUAUAAAAUAAAUUACAGCUUGUUAAAUACUUUCUCUAUUUUGCAUUCAGUGCAAAAGUCUUUUCAAAAUGAUAUUUUUCAAUAUAGAAAUAUUGUGCUGUAAUAACAGCACACCCAAAUGUUUAAAAUGCAUAUGGUAAAUUAUGCCAGAUAAUUGUACAAAUAUGUGUAUUUUUUAUUAUUUCAUAUUAUUACAUUCAAAAGCCAAACUUGCGCAAUACUGAUACUCAGCAUUUUCAGUUCCUCUCUAGUACUCUACUAUUCCUGCUUUUUGCCCCACGAUCUGUUCAUCUUAAAAGACUUUCCUUUAUACUUUACACUGUAUAACCAUUUUUAUAAUCUUUCAGCUUUACCAACCUGCCAUUUCCACCUUUCUCACUUUUACAAUUUAAGAAACUGAAGAUGUUUCCAAAAAACAGCAGCUUUUAGGAUUUGUCUGUCUUCAGCAAACUGGGGAUUUCAAAUAUAUUUUUGUUAAAUUAAUGCAGUUAUAUUUCCCUUUGCACACAGCCUUCAGUUCCAGUCUGCAGCAUUUGUAUAAUGUACCUUAGUAAUCAUUUUCAAGUACUCUUCUUUUGUUUUAUUUUUCUCUCCCCUUUUCUCCCCACUUUUGGCAUGCCCAAUUCCCAAUGCACUCUAAGUCCUCGUGGUGGCAUAGUGACUCGCCUCAAUUUGGGUGGCGGAGGACGAAUCUCAGUUGCCUCAGCUUCUGAGACAGUCAAUCCACGCAUCUUAUCACGUGGCUUGUUGAGCGCAGUACCGUGGAGACCUAGUGCGUGUGGAGGCUCAUGCUAUUCUCCGCGACAUCCACGUCCCACCGAGAGCGAGAACCACACAUUAUAGCGACCACGAGGAGGUUAACUCAAUGUGACUUUACCCACCCUAUCAACCGGGCCAAUUGGUUGCUUAGGAAACCUGACUGGAGUCACUCAGCACACCCUGGAUUUGAACUUGUGACUCCAGAAAUUAGAGACAGACAAGACAACGUGAGAGACAAGUGCAUCUCGUGCCCACUAUUCUACUUGCAUGUCUCACUUCUCUGAAGCUCAUCAUGAAAAAUACUACGACAACCACGGAACUCUAUGAGGUGAGUUACGCAGAUGGUUACAAUUACAGUUCUUACUAUCCCUACGAUAAAGAUGAUGCUGCCCCCUGCAGUCUGAGGGACACAUGGACCUUUGUCAGCAACUUUGCCCCUCUGGCUUACAUCCUGGUCUUUAUCUUGGCGCUAGUGGGUAACAUUCUGGUGCUGUGUGUGAUCCGCCGCUAUCGGCAAUCUCGACACAAUCUCUGCUCCUUCUCACUCACAGACACCUUCUUGCUCCAUUUGGCCAUCUCUGACCUCUUACUGGCCAUGACACUGCCAUUUUUCGCUGUGCAGUGGAUCAAUGAGUGGAUCUUUGGCUUGUUUGCAUGUAAGAUUGCCGGAGUGCUGUUCUCACUGAAUGUUUACUGCGGUGUGCUGUUCUUGGCCUGCAUCAGCUUUGACCGCUACCUAGCCAUCGUACAUGCCGUCAAUAUCAGCUGGAGACGCAAGAGCUGCCACGCUCAGCUGGCGUGUGCUGUGAUCUGGAUUGUCUGCUUGGGACUGACCGUAGUGGAUAUGCACUACCGUGAUGUGGUGCUGCUGUAUGGCAGGAAUCAGCAGGUGUGCCAAGUCGUGUUUUCUCAAGAGAGUUCCCAGCAAUGGCAGAUCGGCAUGCAGCUGGUGAGCCUGUUUCUUGGAUUUGUAUUUCCAUUAUUAGUCAUGCUCUACUGCUACAUAUGCAUUUUCAAAGCACUUUGCCACACUAGCACGCGUAGACAGAAACGGCGCUCACUGAGGCUCAUCGUCUCUUUGGUGGUUGUGUUCGUGGUCAGUUGGGCACCUUAUAAUGCCCUGAGGAUGACAGACAGCUUGAAGAAACUGGGGGUCAUUGUCAACAGCUGUGGGCUGAACAAUGUGCUGGAUAUGGGCAUUCUGGUGACAGAAAGCAUGGGGCUAGCACACUGUGCUUUAAAUCCACUUCUCUACGGCCUUGUGGGGAUCAAGUUCCGUCGUGAACUUGCCCAGAUGUGCAAGGCUGUGUUAGGACUCCAGGGGUGCCUUGGAUUAGCAGGAUGGGCACAAAGUAGGGGAUCAACCCGCAGGCCUACAGGAUCAUUCAGCUCAGUGGAUAGUGAGAAUACCUCCUCUGUCAUGGCCUGAAAAGAGUGAAAAAGAGAGGAGAAAUGCAUUGAGAAAAGGUAAAGAAAGAGAGAUAUGAACACGGAAGGAAAAAAGCAGGCGAGACACCAGUGACAAGAGACGAACUGACAAUUGCCUUACUCAGGAACUGAAAAGGAACUACUAUUUUAGUUUGUACAGAUGGACUGAAAUAAAAUAAAUCUACAGUUUCCAUGCAAGUUCUCUCUUUUAAAACAAGGGCACAUCUAUUCUGAAAUCCAUUCUAUUUGAGAGCCUUAAUGUUAUAAAAUUAAUGUUCAAAUUCAAAUCUAUUCUUGUUUUUCUUGUAUGCGCACAUUUUAACAAGUGUAUCUUUUUUGUCAAUUACAGUAUGCAUUGUAUUUUUGAAGUGAGAGAUUUUUUUUCCCUCUCUCUAUUUUUGCUUGUCAGAAUUUCAGCCUUCUUGUGGCAGCUGAAACCAUGACAAUGAAUCAUCCCCUGGGCGAUCUGGUUUGUUGUCACAAACAGGAAGUGAAACCAUUCUUCAAAUCUGCAUAAUUUUUUUUUUCUUUCUUAAAAUCCUUAAAGGGACAGUUCACCCAAAAAUGAAAAUUCUCUCAUCAUUUACUCACCCACAUGAUGUGCAUGACUUUUUUCUGCAGAACACAAUCAAAGCUUUUUAGAAGAAUAUCUCAGCUCUGUUGGUCCUCACAAUGCAAGUGAAUUAUGACCAAAACUCAGAAGGACCAAAAAGGAUAUAAAGGCAGCAUAAAAGUUAUCCAUAUUUUAAAUACAUAUCUUCUGAAGCCAUAUGAUAGAUAAGGGUGAGAAACAGAUCAAUAUUUAACUCAUUUUUUACUUUAAAUCUCCACCUCUGACCAGCCCCAACCAGUAGGUGGCUGAAUAUAAAAGUGAAAGUGUAUAUUUAUAGUAAAAAAAAAAAAAAAUGGACUUAAACAGUGGCCUGUUUCUUACCCACAUCUAUGGAUUUAAACAAUGGAGUCUUAUGGAUUACUUUUAUGCUGCCUUUGUGUGAUAUUUGGACCUUCUGAGUUCUGAUCACAAUUCACUUGCAUUGUACGGACCAACAGAGCUGAAAUAUUCUUCUAAAACACUUUGUUUGUGUUCUGCAGAAGAAAGAAAGACAUACACAUCUGGGAUGACAUGAGGGUAAAAGAUGAGAGAAAUUUCAUUUUUGUGUGAACUAUUCCUUUAAAAAGUUUCUCAUUAUUGGUUUUACAUCAGUGCUCUCCUCUUACACUGUAACAUCAAAUGGUGCUUUGAAUUGUUAAUAUUUUUUUAACUGUUGUUUGAUAUUUUGAGUGGAUUGUCAGACACACACAAUAAUAGAGGUGAAAGGAUAUUUUUUCUUAAUGCAGUUUUUUGUAAUGUAGUUUUUGCAAUAAAGUGUACAUUCCUGUAAUUGUAAUAAAGAUUUGAGAGACAUGCAGCUCAUUUCCUUGAAGAUGCCUUUAUUUCUGAGAACUGCAGAUACACAGGCCAAUAUGUGUAAUCGCUGCCUUCAUAUCUAU
Molecule: messenger RNA, 3980 nt
Organism: Myxocyprinus asiaticus (Chinese sucker)
Lineage: Eukaryota; Metazoa; Chordata; Actinopteri; Cypriniformes; Catostomidae
Product: C-X-C chemokine receptor type 3-2-like
Exons: 3
Coding region: 1354-2490 (378 amino acids)
Biological process (GO): immune response; G protein-coupled receptor signaling pathway
Cellular component (GO): membrane
Molecular function (GO): G protein-coupled receptor activity
Source: RefSeq, a predicted model, not a curated record